Pseudophryne corroboree (corroboree frog) is the source of this 1227-nucleotide messenger RNA. Its product is annotated as forkhead box protein E4-like. The coding region runs from base 1 to 1227 and encodes 408 amino acids. The record is from RefSeq and is a predicted model, not a curated record. Gene Ontology annotation, biological process: anatomical structure morphogenesis; regulation of transcription by RNA polymerase II; cell differentiation. The transcript has a single exon. NCBI's taxonomy places the organism in Eukaryota, Metazoa, Chordata, Amphibia, Anura, Myobatrachidae. Gene Ontology annotation, molecular function: RNA polymerase II cis-regulatory region sequence-specific DNA binding; DNA-binding transcription factor activity, RNA polymerase II-specific.
AUGAAUUUGGCAAAUUUCUCCUACUAUUCAGGUAUGUGUACCAUGACUGUGGAUUCACAGCACUCACCCACUGAGGCUUCCAGCCCCAUGGGGAGCUCCCCCAACAUGUCCAUGGACUCCCCAGGAUCCGUCAGGGUCAAGGAGGGGGUUUUAAUCAAGUCGGAGCCAAAGGGGAGCUGCAGCCCGGCGGAUGAGGUCGGUGUUGGCCACCAAGACGAGCACCUCCAAGCUUCGGGGGGAAGGAGAAGAAAGCGUCCUGUCCAGCGGGGAAAGCCACCCUACAGCUACAUCGCCCUAAUUGCCAUGGCUAUAGCCAAUUCUCCAGAGAGGAAGCUAACCCUCGGAGGGAUUUACAAGUUCAUCAUGGAGAGGUUCCCCUUCUACAGAGAAAACUCAAAGAAAUGGCAGAACUCCAUCAGACACAACUUAACCCUCAAUGAUUGCUUUGUGAAAAUCCCAAGAGAACCGGGUCACCCGGGGAAGGGCAACUACUGGACUCUAGACCCAGCAGCAGAGGACAUGUUCGACAAUGGGAGCUUCCUCAGGAGGAGAAAGAGGUUUAAGAGGACAGAUAUUACCACCUACCCAGGAUACAUGCAGAACAGCAGUGCUUUUACUCCCACCCCAGCUGGAAGACCCUCAUUUCCUAACAGUCUCUACUCCAGUGCUGGAUCUGGGUACAACCACCAGUUACACUCAACAUCCCACCACCCAGCAAUGAUCCAUCACUACCAGGCUCCUGGUGGCCCUGGGCAAGCACAGCACAGGAUGUUCAGCAUAGACAGUUUGAUAAGCCAGCAGUCCCUGAUGCAGCCGUCUCCUGGUUCAGAACUCAAUCACCACUCAAUGGGUUUAAAUGGAGACCUUGAGAACCUGGGUAACAGCUGUUCUGUAGGAGAUCUCUCCUGCUUUCAGACUCAGCCAGUUAGCCCUACAGGUGUAGGGUCCCUCAUAAACAGAUCGACCAACUCAAUGUCCUCCAAUUUAACCUAUUCAUACUCCUCGUCUCCACCUCACAUCUCGGUGCCUCAGGCCAGUUAUUCUCCCACAAAUUCCCAGAUAUAUGGCACCCCCAACAGACUCUCAAUGAGGCCUGGGACCUGUAUAGGACACACAGAACAGCUCCUGACGUUACCUACUCCACAAAUGAAUGGGGUUUGCCAAUAUAACAACAAUUCCUAUAUGAGACAAGCCAACUUUUCUUCCGGGCUAGAAAGAUACAUGUAG